This is a messenger RNA of Bombus huntii, 4993 nucleotides long. Its product is annotated as eukaryotic translation initiation factor 5B-like. The record is from RefSeq and is a predicted model, not a curated record. Bases 213 to 1892 code for a protein of 559 amino acids. The transcript has 2 exons. NCBI's taxonomy places the organism in Eukaryota, Metazoa, Arthropoda, Insecta, Hymenoptera, Apidae.
AACGAUUGCCAGUAGACCGUGGACUAUAACGGAAAUUUAUAUUUUUGACGAUAUAAUUUAGAAAGUAGAAUCUUGGCGUAAAAUUGGUGUCACUUAGCAACUUAUAGAAAUCGCUUUUCUUCGAAGACGAAUCAACUUAUUACUUAACCUGAUACGAUAAAUACAUGCAACGUUAUCGCAUAAUACGUAAAGCGUAUGAUAUAAGUUAACUUAUGUGUAAAAUGUUCAGGUACAAGGGCAACGACCAUGUAAACGAAGAUUCUGCUAGAUUUAUCGACCAGGAAGAAAGAUCUAACUUGUACGAUGACUUCGAAUCGAAAGACGUGGUGAAAAGAGGAAUUUCCGGCUCUGAGGACUACGAAGAGAUGGACGACGACGCUCUUGCAGCUGCAGAAGACACUGCAGCCUUAGAAGACAAUGCAUCGGACGAAGAAACUGAUAAAAGAAAGGUGCACGGUGACGUUCGAGUGAAGAGGGACCACGAAAAUUCGAAAGAAACGGACAACGCCGAGGUUGCUGGGAAAGCAGCGAAUCCUGCAACGUCUAGCGAUCUGUCUAGCGAUCAAAAAACCGCAGAGACGUCCUUAAAACGAGACACCGCUACUGACAAGGAUAGCAAAGUAGCCGAGGCUCGAGUAAUCAAAGCUGACAAGGAUUCCAACGAUCAGUCGAAAAGGAACGUAGUUGACAAGAACGAGAAUGAAGCGUCGAAGAUCAAUUGCGAUCGCGAAACGGAUAAUUCGAAGCAGCCAUCGACGUCAAACGACCAAAAACCAACGAUCGAAGGCAGCGAAACUGCGAAAAUCCUGGCUCAAGGAAGCGAAGAGGCUACAGGAGACGCGAAAACGCGGGAAAUUAAUUUGUCCGGUAACAACAAGGCAGCCAACGAGUUGGUCGGUGACGCUUCUGGCGUUAAAGAAACCUCGAAAGCUGAGGAGUCGAAAAUUGCCGAUGUAGCCAGCAGCGCAGACGCGGCGAAAGUGGAAGUUGUGGCGAACGCGGCGGAAACAUCGGCUGCGGAUGAUUCUGAGAAAUUAGCGAAUUCGAAGAACGAAGCUGAGACUGCGGAACAGAUAGACGAAGACUAUCAGAAACGGGUGGAGGAGCAGAUCCAGCGAAAGAUCGAUUCGAUCAAAGAGCAGAUUAAACGAGAGAUCGAGGAGAAUCAGCGCCUUAAGGACAUCGAGGAGAAUAACGCGAGAUUCGACGAAUUGCGCGAAUUGGAAGAAGACGAGGAAGAACAGGCUCCGGAGGUCGCACUGACCGGAGAUGACGCGCCUAAGAGAUCUGUCGCGGAUAGAAAUUCCGGCAAGUCUCGGAUUCGUGAUAACGUGGAGAAACAGUCGAUAAAGAGGAAAAAGAGACAAGACAGCGGUCAGGAAAAGACGCGAGACGCUAGUGACUCGAGUUCGAAUAAAAAAUCUUGGCCGAGAACGGUGAAGAAGCGAUCGAUAAUGCAAUCGGAAACGAUACCAAAGAAACACGCGCGACAGGCGUUUUUGACGAGAACCGAUCGGAAGAAGAAGAGAAAAAGAAGAUCUAAAAAUUCUAUGUUGAUCCCGGAACAACGUAACGUCAAGCUGGAGGGAAGUCUACCGGCUGAUUACACGUUGGACUCGAACUUACGAGGGGCACUUGCUGAUGCAAAGGUGAAAGAAGGGCCGAGCGCGUCCAAGAUGACGGAAGACGAGAAGGCAGUGGCAGAACAGGGUUCUUUGUUAGAGAAAAGAUCCGAUUCCGUGGCGUCGCUAACGGGUAGUAACGAAGAAAUGGGGCCACUGGCGACGGAAUACGGGGAAGCUUUCGGCGGCUUGAAUGGAGAUCCAGGGAUGGCGUUAGCUAGAUUUAAAAGGAUCAAACGAGUCCUCAGACCUCCAGCUUCCAAGACCUAGCGCUAGAUUAAAAAAGGAUACGAAAUUUCACGCCGAUUCAAUUGACGUCGCGUACAGCGAUGUUAAUCGAAAGAUAUUCGAUGGAAAACAAUAUUAGCAAACGAUAGGUACAUUAAUUAGCUGUAGAGGUUCGUUUAUAGAGUACACGUAAGUCUAUUUAAGACUUGUCAAGAGCAGAGAAAUUUUGUAAGAAGACUAAGUGUUAAUGGUUGAUAGAGAAACAUUGGUUUUGGUAAUCGGUGCAUAUAAUCAGUCGUUGAUACAGUUCGGUAUUUCGAAUACCUUGGAAUACAAUGCGUUUCUAAUAUUCUUCUCGUACCGUAUCAUAUCAUUUUUUAAAACGGAAGUCACGUCGUGUGACGUACAGUUUCGCGCAUAGUUUCGAAUAUUUAAUCCUCAACCGAUGAAUAAACUGCACGCCCUGUUGCACCUUCGAUCCGAUUAAGUAGAACGAGUCGAUGCUGUUCAAACUUCCGUGCGCAAUUCUGUUAAAUAAUAAAGAAAAACACUUUGAGACAAGCGACGCGCGUCGUAGACGAGAUGUAGCAAUAAAAAUCAAAAUUCGUAUAUCGGAAUUUUAUUGAGAAAAAAGACAUAUAUAUAUAUUUGAAUUACCUGGACGAUCCACGUGGUUGGAUGGCGGCACUAAAGGAAAAGAGAGAAAGAAAGACAGGUGCCUAGGCAAAUACACAGAUAAACAUUCGUAAGACGUUCAAGAUUUAAUAACAAAGAUACGAUUAAACACGAAGAAGACACAUAGAUCGUUAACCUUCUUUUUGUGCGCUUACAUUACGGGGGAGACUUUUUGACUUUUAAACUUUCGGCAAACGAGUACCGACGUCUCCUACUUGUACCAUCCAUCUCUCCAUAUCACCGUUCUACUUUACAACAAUAUGAAACAAUUAUUUACACAUCGACGGGCAGAAGGACCACGGUGUCGUGUGAGAAAUCUUUCAAUGCGUUUUAUUCCUUUUUCCCUUUUUUCUGCUUUCUUUUCUUUUUGUUUCGUUUCGUUUCGUUUCGUACGUGCAUCGCGCCGACGUGCGCCGUCUUUAAAAUGCGCAGAGUUUUCUUUCAGCUAGCAACUCGAAAACGUACUGGAAAGUAUCAUCGAGAUCGACAUUUCACUACGAAUGUUACUAGCUAGCGAGAAGUUCGAUCUCGAUUCGCUCGUUUCGCGUUCUUGGCCGCGUUCGCUCGAUCGAUCGCGAUUAAAUUCACGCGAAUGAUUUUUUGAUAUCUUGGUCUCGUGUUUCGCAGAAAAAUCGCUAUCGUAGGCUCUGCGAACUGUUGGAAAAUAGACUUUGCAGAAAGGAUUGGAAAUAAAAAUUCUAUUAACCCUUUGACAGUGUAAUGAGGAAAUUUACCUUCAAAUCUCCUUUUUCGCAUUUCUGUGCCAUUUUGCAUAUUAAUUUACCAAUUAAUAAUAUCACUAAAUUAACCAGUUACAGAUUAGAGGCUGCACGCUUCGCUUUUACAAGUUUGUCAUGUUAUGUAAAAUUGGUUAACCGAAAGAUCUGCGAUUUAUGAAACUUAUUUGUAAAGCCUCGUUUGUCCUAUCGCCAAACUUGUUACUGUUACUCGAGAGAAAUAUGUAAGACAAUUUACAUAUUGUUUUAUCCAGGUAUAUUAAAACAACAAAUGUCUCGAAGAAGUCCACCAAGUAAACCAGAAAUGUAAAAAACCGUCCACGGUUUAAGGCGGAAGUUUUCUAUAACUAAUAUAAGGUCUAGGUGAAAGAAUAAUAAAAAGAAAUACUAAAUAAAUCCAUGAAGUUCCCUUUCGUAACCGUCACGUUAAAAAACAGGAAUUCAACGAUGUGAAUUAAUAAAAAAAAAAAGUUGUAAAUAAAAUGUUGCGUUAACGCAACAUUCGCCUUUUUGCGGUCUAAUUUACAGCGCUAUAUUUGACGAUUUGCCUGAAUCUCUCUCGAGCUACACCGUUAAAGGGUUGAUGGAGCAUCGCAGAGAAAGCGUGCUAACUUUCCAUCGCCAAAAACGAUUGGUUCGCGCGAGUUUAAACGCGAUACCGAGCGCGCAUCGCGCUCAAGCCUCCUUCGUCGCGUCUCUGGUCGCAGACUGACUUCGUGAAUUGGUCGUGCGAGAGCGUGUACAGCGCGCUGCCGAUCUUUAGUUAGAUAGAUUAAAGACGAACAUCAGUCUGACAAAAAAGGCUCGUUGGUGAAACGUUUCAGGCACCGAUCGUUACAAAAGUCGUCGCGCCGUCAUCCAGUCCUUUCUCGAUCCUGUUUCGUCGCGGGGCGAAAAGCCGUGGUCAAGCUCGCGUUGAUUUCCGAACGCGAUAUAAUUGAUAAAUCUCAAGCCAGGAAAAUUGACGUUUCUUCUUUUUGUUGCAAGCGUUUUGGAAGGUCGGCGUGGGUCGCGUGAUAAUUUCGCGGUAGGCGCGCAGUCGAGCAAGGACUAAAACGAGCGCAAAUGGUGAAAAUCCGAGCGUGAAAACGUUAUAGUAGGUGAGCGUAAGAAGGCGACGCGGUUGAAGACGAGACGAGGCGAAAAAAUCGUGGCUAAUCUUGUUAUAAGAUAAGAAACCGGAUCGUUCUGUGCGGUGGAUGUUUUUGUUCCGACGGAUGCUCUGCUUGGUACUUAGUGCAUGUCGAUAUUGAGACUUUCUUUUUAUUUAAAAAAAUCGAUGUCUGAGAAAUGGUGUUCACAAUAAUUAUGGUACAACAACGUAACGGCAUUACAGACUUAAAUAUGCGUUAUAUAUAUACACAUAUAUAUUAUAAUAUGUAUGUAUAUAUAUAAACAUAUACGUACACGUAUAUAUGUAUAUAUAUGCGUAAUAUUUAUAAUAAUAUAGGUAAUUCUCUUUACCACGAUAACAUGGCUAUAUACAAAUAUUACAAUGUUUCCUUCCUUCCGUUUCUCUUUCCUAAAAUCCUCGCAUGCGCGCGUUCGAUGCGACGAUCGAUCAGAGGUCGAGACGUUUCCCUACAUCCGCUGUGUGCAUUUCUCUCCUGUUGUUUCUCGUCGUCUUGUCAACCUUUUUAAACGCACGGGUCGCGACGAAAACGUAUCCUCGUUUCGGUUUCGGCGCGCUUGUCACGCAGACACCAGAUCUCCGUUUCUUACGACGAUAAA